AUACACACCGGAAGUGUUGCUGCAUCGGCAGUAACUUGACUCGUCGUCGGCCGCGCUUCGUACAGCACACGCACGCACGCACGCGCGCGCGAACCCGUUCGGAGGCAGCACAUCAACAUGGGAGUGGAAAUAGAAAGCAUCACUCCUGGUGACGGAAGGACUUUCCCCAAAAAGGGGCAGACUUGCGUGGUGCAUUAUGUCGGUUCUUUGACGGACGGCCGCAAGUUUGACUCGUCUCGAGACAGAGACAAACCCUUCAGGUUCAAGAUUGGCAAACAGGAAGUGAUCCGAGGCUGGGAGGAGGGUGUGGUGCAGAUGAGCGUAGGCCAAAGAGCCAAACUGACGUGUUCUCCGGACUACGCGUACGGAAACAAAGGCCACCCGGGCAUCAUCCCCCCCAACGCCACCCUCGUUUUUGACGUGGAGCUGCUGGCUCUGGAAUGAUUUUCUGCUGCUGACUGGAAAAGAAGAAGAAGCAAGUCCUUGUCACAAUAUUGAUACAACACAUUUUAUUACAACUCCAAUCUUCAAAUGAAAGUGCAUGCGGUAAAGUACUCGUGCAUUACUAUGAAUAUUACUACUAUUAUUACUUUUACUGCAAACAUACUUAUACAAGCACACAAGAGUUCAAUACAUUUAGCAUUGGAAGUGCUACUGUACAGCAUGUACAGUAAAGUAUGUGUGUAGUACACACAUACUUUACUGUAUAUUGUGUACACAUUCUAUUUAGUGCCAGUACACGAAUGCCGCGUGUUCGAGUCCCGCUACUGAAAAGUUCCAUUAUGUCCGCGUAAAACUUUGCAUUAUUUUGCCCUUUUUAAAUGAUUUUCUCUCGCUUUCUUACAAGUUCAAUCCAAAAAAAGACACAAAACAAUCAACAAUCAAAUGUGUAUUUUUCUCAUGGCAGUAUUACAAAAGUACACGUAAAUCAUUGACAAUGUCUGAUACACUACAGUACCUAUGUAGUUGUGUGUGUAUGUAGGAUAAAGCAAUGGUUGCAUAUCCUAAAAAAAACCCAAUAAAAACAUUCAAUUGUCUUAAAUGCCCGGUGGCCAUUUAGACAAAAAAAAAAAAAGAUCUCAAUGAAAAUUCUGUUAGAAAAAAAAAAAGAUGCUGGGUCAUGUCCAUUCAACACAGAAGAUAUUUGUUCAUGUCUAAAAGAAAAUGUUCUCACAUGGAAAAACAAUCACCUUUACAUAACUAUACUGUAGUAGUCAAUAUAAUAUCAAACAUGUAGAAAUAUCAAAUAAAUAAAGGGAUGUCCACCUGUACAUCCUUCAUGACAACAUACUAUCAACAACCUUGUUUAAUAUUUUAUAACUUUUAAAUAGUCUUUUUUUUAAACUUUAUUUGAUGUUCUUUUACAUUCUUAAACAUAUUUGAUCACAUUUUUACUUUGACAUUUUUCAAAUUCAUUUUCCUACAAACAUUUCCCAACAUUGUUUUAUACUUUUUAACAGUCUUUAACAUGUCGUAACAUUCUUUAAUAUUUUCUGUCAGUCUCUAACAUUUCCUAACAUUCUUUUUAUAGUUUGUCGUUUUUUAAAUAUUUUAUUAUCAGUCUUGAACAUUUCCAAACAUUCUUUAAUAUUUUCUGUCAUUUUUACAUUUUCUAACAGUCCAACAUUUCCUAACAUUCUUUUUAUAGUUUGUCGUUUUUUAAAUAUUUUUUUACCAGUCUUGAACAUUUCCCAACAUUCUUUAAUAUUUUCUGUCAUUUUAAUUAAAUGAAUACAAUUUUCCAUAACAGUCUUGAACAUUUUCUAACAUUCUCUUAUAUUUUCCGUCAUUUUUACAUUUUCUAAGUCUAUAACAUUUCCCAACAUUCUUUUAUAGUUUCUGUCACUUUUUUAUGUAUUUUAGUAACAUUCUUUAACAUUUCCUAACAUUCUUUAAUAUUUUCUGUCAUUUGAAAAAAAAGAAAAAGCUUCCAUAACAGUCUUGAACAUUUCCUAACAUUCUCUAAUAUUUUCUGUCAUUUUUACAUUUUCUAAAAGUCCCUAACAUUU
Molecule: messenger RNA, 2009 nt
Organism: Entelurus aequoreus (snake pipefish)
Lineage: Eukaryota; Metazoa; Chordata; Actinopteri; Syngnathiformes; Syngnathidae
Gene: fkbp1ab
Product: FKBP prolyl isomerase 1Ab
Exons: 5
Coding region: 118-444 (108 amino acids)
Molecular function (GO): peptidyl-prolyl cis-trans isomerase activity
Source: RefSeq, a predicted model, not a curated record